AUGGUUUUACACAAAUUGACAGCCAUUUCAUCCACGAAGAAUUGUUGCAGAGCCACUUUCUCACCUCGAAGCAACCUGCGAUACAGAGCCCAGGAGGUUGUUGCCUUCCAGGCUGGACUGUUUCCACGGAAGAUGUUGCCUGAGACACGUCUGCUCUGGCUUAAAAGUCAUGCUAGGCUACGGCCAUGUGACCCUGUACCCGGACAACCAUACUUUGAGUGUCGCUUGGGAUUCUGCAAAAAAAUGAUGUGGCGAUAUCGGAGGCGAGCGACAGCUCAAGCCGAGUGA
Molecule: messenger RNA, 288 nt
Organism: Protopolystoma xenopodis
Lineage: Eukaryota; Metazoa; Platyhelminthes; Monogenea; Polystomatidea; Polystomatidae
Source: the annotation of a GenBank genome assembly